GGGCGGGGUGGGCGCCCUCUGGUCCUCCCGCAACCGGCGUUCUGCACGCUUCAAAAGCGCACGUCCGCCGCAGUGAUCUCCUCUUCCUCAGGACCGAGCCUCUUGAUCCUACCGCGUUGCCAAAAUGUCGCUUUCUAACAAGCUGACUUUGGACAAACUGGACGUGAAGGGAAAGCGGGUCGUGAUGAGGGUGGAUUUCAAUGUUCCUAUGAAGAACAACCAGAUAACAAAUAACCAAAGGAUCAAGGCUGCUGUCCCAAGCAUCAAAUUCUGCUUGGACAAUGGAGCCAAGUCAAUUGUCCUUAUGAGCCACUUGGGCCGACCUGAUGGUGUUCCCAUGCCUGACAAGUACUCCUUAGAGCCAGUUGCGGCAGAACUCAAGUCUCUGCUGGGCAAGGAUGUUCUCUUCUUAAAGGAUUGUGUGGGCCCAGAAGUCGAGAAUGCCUGUGCCAACCCAGCAGCUGGCACUGUCAUCCUGCUGGAGAACCUCCGCUUUCAUGUGGAGGAAGAAGGGAAGGGAAAGGAUGCUUCUGGGAACAAGAUUAAAGCUGAACCAGCCAAAAUUGAUGCUUUCCGAGCCUCACUGUCCAAACUUGGGGAUGUCUAUGUCAAUGAUGCUUUUGGUACUGCACACCGAGCCCACAGCUCCAUGGUGGGUGUGAAUCUGCCACAGAAGGCUGGUGGAUUUUUGAUGAAGAAGGAGCUGAACUACUUUGCCAAAGCUUUGGAGAGUCCUGAACGACCCUUCCUGGCAAUAUUGGGAGGAGCUAAAGUUGCAGACAAGAUCCAGCUGAUCAAUAAUAUGUUGGACAAAGUCAAUGAGAUGAUCAUUGGUGGUGGAAUGGCUUUUACCUUCCUUAAGGUGCUCAACAACAUGGAGAUUGGAACUUCUCUGUAUGAUGAAGAAGGAGCCAAGAUUGUCAAAGAUCUCAUGGCUAAAGCUGAGAAAAAUGGUGUGAAGAUUACCUUGCCCGUUGACUUUGUCACUGCUGACAAAUUUGAUGAGAAUGCCAAGACUGGCCAAGCUACUGUGGCCUCUGGUAUACCUGCUGGCUGGAUGGGCCUGGACUGUGGUCCUGAGAGCAGCAAGAAAUAUGCUGAGGCUGUGGCUCGAGCCAAGCAGAUUGUUUGGAAUGGACCUGUUGGGGUC
This is a messenger RNA of Microtus ochrogaster (prairie vole), 1150 nucleotides long. RefSeq names its product phosphoglycerate kinase 1 (gene Pgk1). The transcript has 9 exons. Gene Ontology annotation, molecular function: ATP binding; ADP binding; phosphoglycerate kinase activity. The record is from RefSeq and is a predicted model, not a curated record. Gene Ontology annotation, biological process: glycolytic process; gluconeogenesis. The annotation marks the transcript as partial. Gene Ontology annotation, cellular component: cytosol. NCBI's taxonomy places the organism in Eukaryota, Metazoa, Chordata, Mammalia, Rodentia, Cricetidae.